GUAUACAUUUCGCACACUCUGUUUUAGCUCUCACAUUUCAAUUGUGAUGUUGGUUAUCUAACCAAAUUUGUAUCAGUGCCAGUGCUAACUUGCAAAAUAUCAUGUGUACACUGAGUUUUAAUGACAAACUUAGUUGUGAAAAGCAAAAUGGCAGCGUUCAUACCAGGCAUUGGAAAGAUUUUAUGUCGUGUUUCGCCCUUACUUCUACAAAAUAUUCGUCAGAAUAAGAGGUUAUUUGUUAGGCUAUGGACAAAGGAUGUGUUUCCAGGUAUGCAGUACAGCGUCUCUCUGUGCACGGCAGCCUCACUUGAGAUCCCGAGUGAUGCCGCGGAGGCUUCAGCCCGCUACAAGGACAGUCCAUGGGACUACCUGGAAAGCGAAGAGUACAUAGCGCGAUACGGAAACAGUCCGGUGUGGUCUGACUACAGGAGGAACCACAAAGGAGGGAUUCCCCCCCAGAAAACACGCAAGACUUGCAUUCGAGGUGACAAGAUAUGUGGGAACCCCUGUCCAAUCUGCCGAGACCCCAACAUAAUUAUUCACCAUCAGAAUGUGAAGCUGUUGCAGCAGUUCAUCAGUCCGUAUACAGGCAUGGUUUAUGAUGGAACACGAACAGGAGUGUGUGAGAAGCAACAAAAGCAACUUAACAAGGCUAUUGGUGCUGCAAGAGACCAUGGGCUGCUGGCUUUCCAAAUUCCUCAUGUAGACUUCGCGGGCGAGGACUACUCCAAUUCCCAUGAUGCAGUGGGCUUGACCCCAGCUCCCCCCACUGUAAAUUCUAGCAACCCUUGGUACUGGUGGUACGACACCAUACAACCAGAUGAGACUGAGGUGGCUAAAGUCAGGAAGACCUACAAGGCAUAUUUGAAAUAGACUAGGAGGGUCUUUCAAAGUUAUCAUGAAAAUUUGAGCUCUGGACUCUGAGCAAGUUUGUUUAUUUUGUAUAGAAACAACUCAUAAGUAUAAAAGUGAUUGGUUUAGGUGACUGUCAGUGUUCACAAAUGGCUUGUCCUAUGAAAUGUUAACCCGGAUCACUGAUUCAUUCCAGUCCUUUCUCCCAUCUGUAAUAAUUGUCUAAUUAUAUUGUUUUGCAUUUAGAGAAAGCUGUACAAUAAAACCACUUAAGAUGCAAAA
Molecule: messenger RNA, 1134 nt
Organism: Esox lucius (northern pike)
Lineage: Eukaryota; Metazoa; Chordata; Actinopteri; Esociformes; Esocidae
Gene: mrps18b
Product: mitochondrial ribosomal protein S18B
Exons: 8
Coding region: 121-873 (250 amino acids)
Biological process (GO): mitochondrial translation
Cellular component (GO): mitochondrion; ribosome
Molecular function (GO): structural constituent of ribosome
Source: RefSeq, a predicted model, not a curated record